AUGUCAAGGUACAAGCUGGCGGAGGAGAACCUUUUGGAGGUAAUGAAGGAAAAAGGAGCAACUAUUGGUAACCCGAUUCUCCGGCCAGAGCUGAGAGCGGAGGCACGGAAGCGGAUUGGCGAUACGGGACUGUUAGAUCACCUCCUCAAGCACAUGGCCGGUAAAAUUGCGCCCAGUAGCACGGACCGUUUCCGGCGGCGCCACAAUGCCAACGGAGCAAUGGAGUAUUGGUUAGAAAGUGCUGAUCUUGUUGACAUCAGAAGCAAGGCUGGGGUGCAAGAUCCUUUCUGGGUUCCACCACCUGGUUGGAAACCUGGGGAUUGUCCCACUCAGGAUCCCAUUUGUGCUAAGGCGCUGAAGCUACUGAAGCAAGAGACUUCCACAAUCAAAAGAGAUAUGGAGGAAAUGUUAUCCAAAAAGAAGUUGGAGGAGGAAGUGUCCAAACUGAGAAGAGAGAUGGAGGAAUUUUUUGCUAAGAAGAAGCUGGAGGAAAGCCAAAGUAUUCUGAUCUCAAACCCUGGUGGAAUCAGCCAAAAGUUGGAUGUGCUUGAUACUUCACUGCCUUCAACUUCUAGGAGUGACCAUGAUGAUGCACUGGUCUCAUUGGCAAAAUAUAAGGAACAACUGAUGGUCAUUUCAGAUUUUCUGAAGGGGAUGCAGGAAGAGAUAGGGCAGUUGACCUCCAAGGUGGAUGAAAAAACAAGGUCAUACUCCUCAUUAAAUGUGCCUGCAGAGCCUUACGCUGAAAAAGAGAAAAGACAAUUGGAAGAAAGUAGCAAAGCACUGGCAGUACAACAGAAAGUAGCAGCUAUAGAGAAAAGAGUUCAGGAGGAGUUGAUCAGAGCCAUGCACAAACAGAUGCUCAACCACAAGCAGCAAAAAAUACAGCGGCUGCAGAGGAAAAAGCAGCAAAGAUACAAAGGCUGA
Ilex paraguariensis (yerba mate) is the source of this 927-nucleotide messenger RNA. NCBI's taxonomy places the organism in Eukaryota, Viridiplantae, Streptophyta, Magnoliopsida, Aquifoliales, Aquifoliaceae. The record is from the annotation of a GenBank genome assembly.